GCGCGCUCGAGUAGCACACAGGCGCGAGAUAAAGAUGGCGGCGACGGUGAGGGAAACAGCGUGAUAUGCUGGAGUAGUAGCACUAAACCAGAGUAAAACCACUGUAUGACAGACCAUAGCGAAAUGGAAACCAUGUCACAGUAGGCGUUUACUGGUAACAUCAAUACCAAGUACUACAAACUCACCUCCCCCCCCAGACAACAUUCAUCUUGUGUUUGUGGAGAAAUCUCACCGGGAGCAUGGCUUCGCAGAGCAGCCAGUACAUCUUUGGGGAGUUCAGCCCAGAUGAGUUCAAUCAGUUCUUUGUGACUCCCCGCUCUUACGUUGAGCUUCCCCCCUUCAAUGAUAAAGUCUCCUGCGUCAGCCACUCCUCAGGAGGUUACUGCACUCCUGCUGUGCCUUACAUAACGGAAUCAUUGAGACGGCAGGUUUGCGGAGAGGACUACCAGCAUAUCGAGUUUGGCGUGGAUGAGGUAAUGAAUGCAGAGUCUGUGGCAGUGAAAGACUCACUGUACAAAGUCUCCAGCACUCUUAAUCCUCAGGCCCCUGAGUUCAUCUUAGGCUGCCAACCAUCUCAGACGGCCCUUCCCACAGCCACACCAGUCGCUGAUAUCCCAGAUGAUGCUGACUUCAACUCCCUAUGCUGCAGCAACUCUGAGACUGAGACUUCAGUCCUGGGAAGCCACCAGGCCUGCUCAGACAUGGAUGGGGUUUCGGGCGGCUUAGGACAACGAAAGAAAAAGAAAAAACGACCACCGGGAUACUACAAUUAUCUGGAGGGUUCCAACAGCAACAGCACCGGUGUAGCUACAGAUGGAGUUGGGGCCUCGGGCCUGGUUAACGGACAUUCUUCAAAUGCUCCUCAAAUGCUCAUGGUUUCAGAGGACAUGGUAGGGGACGUGUUAUCUGGGGCUGAGCUCAUCCCCCCAAAUGCAGUAUCAUCCAGCAUAUCCACACCCCAAACCGCCCCUCUUUCCCAUCAGAGGACUUUUGUAAGCCCUGACAAUUCGACAUUGGACUUGACGAGCGGAGCUGCCUCUUUUUCAGACAGAAACGGAGCAGCUUCAUCUACUUCUUCUUCAUCCUCUCAGAGCAGUGGGGUGGCACAGAGUGCCAGGACUGCAGAGCAAAAUGCAGAACCCCCAGCUCUAGAGAGUCCAGUACUCCUGGGUAACAGAGGGCACAGCUCCUCUCCUCCAUCUCCUCUUCCCCCUGAUGCUGCUGUGGCCACCCUCACAACCACAAUUCCCGCUACUACUGAUGAGAGGGAGGCCGAGGGCUCGGGGGAGGUUAACGGGCUGCCAGAGACUGCCUCAGCUGCCAAAACCGCAGACGGACUCCAAGACCCGUCUGAAACGGGUGAAGUGCAGUCAGCUUCCUCUGUAAUCCCUCUUUCCUUAGACUCUGAAGUUCAGCCGCUAGUCUCGCCCAGUCCCAUUGCAGCACCUGUGGCAAACCCCCCGAAAUCCUGGGCCAGCCUCUUCCACAAGUCCAAGCCUCUGCCUGGAGGUCCUCAGGCUUACGUUGAGGUGAAGAGCGUGCCUGCUGUGGUCGCGUUCCCUCCAGCUGACUCAGAGUUGCCUGAAAAGGCCAAUGAGGUUCGCGAGGGCCCCAUCCCCGUGUCUGAAGACCCUAUGGCCCCGAAAUUGGCAGAAUUAAUCGAGAAUGUGAAGUUGAUCCACAAACCGGUGUCUUUGCAACCAAGAGGACUGAUUAACAAAGGAAACUGGUGCUAUAUCAAUGCUACCCUGCAGGCCCUGAUUGCAUGUCCCCCCAUGUAUCAUCUGAUGAAGUCUAUUCCCCUUUUCGCUGAGACUCAGAGACCCUGCACAUCCACACCCAUGAUGGAUAACUUUGUUCAGCUUGUGAAUGAGUUCAGCAAUAUGCCUGUCCCUUCCAAGGCUAAACAGCAAGCUGCUGGAGAGAAGAUAAUGAAAGAUCUUAGAGUGGGUGCUCCUUUUGAGCCCACAUACAUCUAUAAACUCCUCACCCUCAUCAAAUCAAGCCUUUCUGAGAAGGGUCGCCAAGAGGAUGCGGAGGAGUACCUUGGUUUCAUUUUAAAUGGACUGCAUGAGGAAAUGCUGGCACUGAAAAAGCUUAUCUCUCCACAGGAAGAGAAAGCCCCCACACCAAAUGGUCCUGAAUCUCAGCCUGGAGUGGAGGAAGGCCCUACUGAGGAAGAUGAAGAAGGUAGUGAUGAUGAAUGGGAACAGGUCGGGCCAAGAAACAAAACCUCAAUCACCCGGCAGGCAGAUUUCAUCCGCACACCAAUCACAGAUGUAUUCGGUGGCCACAUCAGAUCUGUGGUAUACCAGCAGAGCUCAAAAGAGUCAGCCACCUUGCAGCCCUUCUUCACGCUGCAGCUUGACAUCCAAUCCGAGAAGAUCCGCACAGUCCAAGAGGCCCUGGAGGUACUGGUGGCGCGGGAGUCCGUUCAGGGCUACACCACUAAGAGCAAGCAGGAGAUUGAGAUCAGCCGGAGAGUGACUCUUGAAGAGCUUCCUCCAGUGCUGGUGCUUCACCUCAAGAGAUUUGUUUUCGAGAAGACCGGUGGAUGUCAAAAACUGGUCAAGAAUAUUGAUUACCCUGUCGAUCUGGAGAUCAGUAAAGAUCUCUUGUCACCGGGGGUGCGGGGCAAAACUCUGAAAGGCCAAAGAACCUACAGGCUCUUUGCAGUCGUCUAUCACCAUGGGAACAGUGCCACGGGUGGCCACUACACUACAGAUGUCUUCCACAUCGGUCUGAACGGCUGGCUGCGUAUUGAUGACCAGGCAGUGAAGAUCAUCAAUCAGCAUCAGGUGGUGAAGCAGACUGCAGAGCGCACUGCCUACCUGCUGUACUACCGUCGUGUGGACCUGCUGUAGAAACCAUACUCGUACACACAAACCCACUCUCUCUCUCUCUCUCUCCUUUCUCUCUCACACACACACACACACACACACACACACGUUUACAUGCAGACACUUACACAAUCUCACACACACAACCACGUGUCUCAACAGGAACACUGCCCAACUUCACGAUUAUCCUUUUUCCCUCAACCCUGCUAUUCCAGAGAGCCAGCUUUUCCAGUCUUUUUUUUUUUUUUUUUUUUUUUGAAGAGGAAAAGACAUCAGACGUAUCUAAAAGACUUUCCUGUAAUAGUGUUUUCCCCCUCCAUGCACGGCCUUGCGCAGGUCUGGAGAAGCUGAGGGGAAAUAUGUUAGCACUGCAGAACGCUCCAGUUUGGAGACACAGAACUGAAUCACUUCAAAUGGCCGCUGCCUCACAUUUGACUGGCCAGAGUGGAUCCCAGCUGAAAAAACUCAAACCAGUUGAGGCUGAUUUACUGCUGAAGAAAAUCUUUUUUUUUUUUUUUUUUCAAUCUAAUUUUUUAAAUGGCAUAGGAGAAAAUAUGAAGUGUUUUGCCUUUUAGCAAGAGGAGAUGUCGGUCUAAUUUGCAGCAGUUAAGUGGAGCCUGUUAAAUUCUUGACUAGAGCAUCAAAGUGGCCCAACACCAGCAAGCUACCAGAAUUUGUGUAGAUCUCAAUGUAGGGGUUUGUCGCAACUCCACCAACACCACCACCACAACCUCUUCUCACCCCCAUCUCUCUGAUGCUUCAGAUCUAGAUUGCAUUUGAGUUUUGGGAACAACAAAGAUAAUGGGUGGGAGAAAGGGUGCAGCAGUGUGCUGAAAUGGUAAAAAGUAAAACGAGAAAAAAAAACUAAAAUUGGCUUCUUGGUUUGAGACCUUCAGUGUGAUUUUUGGGUGUAGGAUUAGAAUUACUAUCUUACAAUUUUAAUGCGCUUUAGGACAUAAAUGAUUACAAAAGCUUUGUGCAUGGUAAAAUAUAAAACCGGACAAUUGAAAAAGGCAGAUGUGCAUUGUUUGUUCAUUUCUUGCCGAUAUUUAAGUUUUAAAAGUAUUAAAUGCAAAAAUUUGAAACUUGGCGGCGGUCACCUUGAUCAGCUCCCUGGGGUUGUGAUUUCUUUUUUUUCUUUUUUUUUCUUUAGACUUUUUGUGUCGCUUCACUCAUUUAUGCCAGCGAGAUACCAGAGAUGUCUGAUACUCCAUCAUGAACAUUGACUCACUUUGUUUGAGUGAGCUGUAAAAAAAAAAAGUGCCCUUUCGCCAUCUUUCAUUAGUUCUGUUCGUUCUUUUCCUGUAUUGUACGAGUAAAGUGUAUACGCUGUCCACUGGCUGCCUUUUGAUAUCAGUAGAGCAGCAAGAACUGAGCCACUCCUGCCAAGUUUGGAGAGGGAGCUGUGUUGAGAUGCAUUUCAUUCUGUAUGUUAGCCUGCUCUGAGCAGUCAGCCUGUAAUAUACAUGUUGAGGCUCCGUGUGCAGCUCUGAGGAUAAUAUCUCAGAAUGGGUAGCUAAAAAUGUCUCUUACUACAGUUAAAUUGUUGUGUCGCACAAGGUGAGAUCAGCUUUGCCUGAUGAAGCCUAAAGUGUGACCAGAGAUGCACACAAACAGCAAAUCAUGUUUGCGUCUCUUUUAGGGACCUUGCGUCAUCAAUAUAAUACCUUAUUGUAUUUUUUUUUCUUCAUUCCCCAUUCACAUAUUUUCUGUUCCAUUUAAAUUUAUAUUUUGAAAGGAAAAUGAACCCAAGGUUAAAGCACAACAAUGAAUAAAGUUAUACAAGUACCAUG
Carassius carassius (crucian carp) is the source of this 4633-nucleotide messenger RNA. Its product is annotated as ubiquitin carboxyl-terminal hydrolase 10-like. The transcript has 15 exons. Gene Ontology annotation, biological process: protein deubiquitination; DNA damage response, signal transduction by p53 class mediator; regulation of autophagy. The record is from RefSeq and is a predicted model, not a curated record. Gene Ontology annotation, cellular component: nucleus; cytosol. Bases 240 to 2864 code for a protein of 874 amino acids. Gene Ontology annotation, molecular function: cysteine-type deubiquitinase activity; cysteine-type endopeptidase activity. NCBI's taxonomy places the organism in Eukaryota, Metazoa, Chordata, Actinopteri, Cypriniformes, Cyprinidae.